AUGAACGGAACAGAGUCAAGACUUACGAGCCGGAGCACAGCUAUCAUCGCUGCAGAGACAAGUAUUUUACUUCUUAUUGGACUCAUAACCUUUGUCGGAAAUCUUCUGGUAGUAAUCUCCAUCUAUCGUAAUCCCAGUCUUCGUACCAUCACUAACUACUUCGUACUCUCGCUUUGUGUCACGGAUAUUUUGGCUCCGUUACUCGGUCUCACUCCUAUCCUGGCGUGGUCGAUAAGAAACCACUUUUUCGAAGUGUUUGGAGAAGGAACGUGUAUUUUCCAAGGACUUCUAACAACUGGUCUAACAUAUAUAUCUGUAAUUACCAUAACGCUUAUGGCGGUCAAUCGGUUUAUUCGCGUCUGUAAACCUGAUAAAUAUAGUAAACUGUUCAAUAAAAAGACUUCUUUAAUAAUGAUAGGAGCCUUGUGGACAACUGUUUUUACCCUGGAGCUUGUAGCCUUGUAUGGCAGAAAAGAAAACAAGUUUGCAUUCGUAAAAUUUUUGGAACACAAGCUGACUUGCGGUCUUAUGUUCAAUAGAGAUCAAAAAUCAUCGCGAACGAUCGGGACAUUGACGCUAAUCUUCAUUCUGUUAGUACCGUUUAUUAUCAUCUUUUUCUGCUACUUCAAAGUCUUCAAGAAAAUCCGCCAACAUAAGAGAAGCAUCGCUCCUGCCUCUAACCCGAGGAGCCUGGGUACAAGUGUACAAGAAAUCAAGGUCACAAGGACGCUCUUUGCAGUUUUGAUUGGUUACUGCUUCACAUGGAUUCCAGUUAUGAUCGUGACGUUGCUUUCCAACUUGUUUGGUUCACGUUCUCUUCCUCGUCAGGCUCACAUGAUCGUGACAUUCUCGGGGAUAAGUAGUAGCGCCAUCAAUCCGGUGAUUUAUGGCAUUUUGAAUAGAACGUUUCGCCAUGAAUAUCAAAGAAUCGUUUGUCUGAAGUAGAUAUGGA
This is a messenger RNA of Actinia tenebrosa (Australian red waratah sea anemone), 952 nucleotides long. Its product is annotated as melatonin receptor type 1A-like. Gene Ontology annotation, molecular function: G protein-coupled receptor activity. Gene Ontology annotation, biological process: G protein-coupled receptor signaling pathway. NCBI's taxonomy places the organism in Eukaryota, Metazoa, Cnidaria, Anthozoa, Actiniaria, Actiniidae. The record is from RefSeq and is a predicted model, not a curated record. Gene Ontology annotation, cellular component: membrane.